Molecule: messenger RNA, 621 nt
Organism: Sporothrix brasiliensis 5110
Lineage: Eukaryota; Fungi; Ascomycota; Sordariomycetes; Ophiostomatales; Ophiostomataceae
Exons: 3
Coding region: 1-621 (206 amino acids)
Biological process (GO): protein secretion; regulation of exocytosis; protein localization to plasma membrane
Cellular component (GO): plasma membrane; endosome
Molecular function (GO): GTP binding; GTPase activity
Source: RefSeq, a predicted model, not a curated record
AUGGCUGGCAACAGGAAUUACGACUUUCUCAUCAAGCUGCUCCUCAUCGGCGACUCGGGCGUCGGCAAGUCGUGCUGCUUGCUUCGCUUCAGCGAGGACUCCUUCACGCCUAGCUUCAUCACGACCAUCGGCAUCGACUUUAAGAUCCGCACGAUCGAGCUCGAUGGCAAGCGUGUCAAGCUGCAGAUCUGGGACACGGCCGGCCAAGAGCGCUUCCGCACCAUCACCACGGCCUACUACCGCGGCGCCAUGGGCAUCCUGCUCGUCUACGACGUGACCGACGAACGGUCGUUUGAGAACAUUCGCACGUGGUUCUCCAACGUCGAGCAGCACGCCACCGAGGGCGUCAACAAGAUUCUGAUUGGCAACAAGUGCGACUGGGAAGAGAAGCGCGUCAUUUCCACCGAGCAGGGCCAGCAGCUGGCCAACGAGCUCGGCAUCCCCUUCCUCGAGGUCUCAGCCAAGAGCGGCAUCAACAUCGACAAGGCCUUCUACAGCCUGGCGGCCGACAUCAAGUCGCGCAUCAUCGACACCGCCAAGACCGAGCAGACGCCGGCGUCCGGCGUCAACGUGUCUGGCCAGAACGGCGACAGCAGUGGCUUUGGCGGCAAGUGCUGUUAA